AUGGAACACUCAAUGGCGGCUUCGAUAUUUUGGAAACCCGACGAAAUGAAGGAAAUGACCGCUGAGCUGGCCGCUAGGACUUUGCAAGACAUGAUGGAGCUAUGGAUGGAACAUGUACCGUCAUCUAUGAUUAGCGUAUAUUCUCCGCCAUCACGAAUACCUAAAUCACCAUGGCCAACCCGAAGCGCACUUGAUGUGAAUGCACUCGUCGCUAUGUUUUGGAUUCCAUUCAUAAUGCUAGACCGUCUUAAACAUGUUUAUGUCGAUGGCCUCGUAAAUGGGGUGGACAUCAGGAGAUUUACUGAUGAUUUCAGCACCCAGGCCAAAGCUCAAACUACCGUGGCAAGUGUCAUUAUGGCGGUCAACGCCAGCAUCCUUGCAGUUCCAGGUUUAGGCACACAACUGGCUACGAAGGUGUUGUGUUCCAUCUCUUUCGUUCUCUGUGUCUAUUGCAUCGUUGGGUGCACGAUUGCACAACAAUUGGUUCAGAGAUUGAGAUACCUUGACUUUUCAGCAUAUUACUUACAAGAGGAGAUGGGCACUUUUGCGAUCCUUGCAAGUAUACCGAUGUUCACAUUUCUGAUGAGUUUGGCAUUUGCCAUCAUUGGAGUUCUAGCAGGGAUCUUCACCGUUGAAUUUGGCCUUCCCUUGUCCGCAAGGAUCGGAUGUGGGCUGAUCCUCAUUGUUGGGGGAGGGCUCGUGAUUCCAUUGACGAUGGCCAGCUUUGGGCCUGGACUGAUUCGAUGA
This is a messenger RNA of Suillus discolor, 747 nucleotides long. RefSeq lists its product as uncharacterized. The transcript is spliced from 8 exons. Lineage: Eukaryota; Fungi; Basidiomycota; Agaricomycetes; Boletales; Suillaceae. The record is from RefSeq and is a predicted model, not a curated record. Bases 1 to 747 code for a protein of 248 amino acids.